AUGGAGACUAAGACCAUUCUCAUGACAUCUUUCAUAAUCACCAGUUUAGUAUCAUAUGCGUAUCUAAGUUUGGGCCAAGAAAAGGUUGACGAUGAACCACUGAUCAGUCAUGUCGAGUUUGAUAGAUUGGAUACGAUAUCACCGGCUUCGAAAGAUUAUAAUAAUUAUAUGUUUGAUAACCUCCCACCAAAAUACAAAGCAAAUUUAAUAACCUGCAUAAAGAAGAUAGGAGGUGAGGAUAAUGUGAUAUGUUAUGACGAUGUUCUUGAAGAGAUUCUUACCAAUAAACGUGUUUCAAGACACUGUUGUAUGAAGGUAGUACGAGUUGGAAAAAAAUGUUACAUAGAAAUUAUUAAGUUGUCAUUUCGAUUCUAUCAACUCAAACAUUUUGCUUCUCAAGUUUCUUUUAAAACUAAUGAAGUUUGGAAUAGAUGUUCUGCUGAAGUUGAAAGUCCUUCAUCAUCUCACGAUGAUGCGAUUUAG
Molecule: messenger RNA, 483 nt
Organism: Eruca vesicaria subsp. sativa (arugula)
Lineage: Eukaryota; Viridiplantae; Streptophyta; Magnoliopsida; Brassicales; Brassicaceae
Source: the annotation of a GenBank genome assembly